Messenger RNA from Seminavis robusta, 932 nucleotides. NCBI's taxonomy places the organism in Eukaryota, Bacillariophyta, Bacillariophyceae, Naviculales, Naviculaceae. The record is from the annotation of a GenBank genome assembly.
CGUUGCGAGUUCUUCGGAGCGCCAAGAAUCAUGAGGACCCGAACACAGGAGACGGCCACCUCGUGGGAGCCGGGACCAGAGGCGUAUCUGGUACCAGUAGCCAAGAUGUCACUCUAAUCCCUUCAUAAUGUUCCGAUAGAAAAUUGCAGAUAGCUUUCAUUAGAAGCAAGAACAACCAUGUCCGCUGUGAAACCCAAUCGUCUGUUGCGAUUUGUCAACCAAGUCAACAACUCGUCGGUUCUCCCAGCUUCCUUCAAGGGUCCCAUUCUCUCUCUGGCGUUCAAUUCCAACAUUAAAUAUGCGGGCACAACGGGAAUUGCCAUUCGUCAAUGGGACGAGUCUCAAGUGGUGGUGGAAUUGAAGAAUCGCUGGCGCGUGCAGAAUCACUUGCAGGGAAUUCAUGCCACGGCCAUGGCCACCUUGGCAGAAUCCGCCACGGGAAUGUGUUUUGGCGUGCAUGUCCCCGACAGCCAUUUGCCCGUCUUGAAGAGCAUGCAGGUGAAUUUUGUCAAGCGAGCUCAAGGGGAUCUCAAAGCCGUGGCGCACAUUACCGAAGAGCAAAAAGAACAGAUUCGGACCACCGACAAGGGAGCUGCCGUUAUUCAAGUACAGGUCACGGACGAAAAUGGAAAUGAACCCAUUCACUGUCAAAUGGAAUGGGCGUGGACUACCAAAAGGAGACCUGCCAAACCGCAAUCAAAUACCAAGAGUGAGAAGAAGGAAGGUGGAGAAUUGGAGGAAGAACGACGAGCAGCGUGAGCAAAACACCAACUAGACAAUCUACUUGUAUGGUAGAACCAGGGAGGAAUCGAGUUAUUCAAUCUAUUUUUGGUUCCGAUAUGGGGGCCUGAUGAAUGGAUAAUCGGAGGAUUAGACACAGAUCCCUUUUCCAAACCACCAGAGAGUGGCAACAAAGAAAACAAAGAAAUCCC